Molecule: messenger RNA, 1422 nt
Organism: Brienomyrus brachyistius
Lineage: Eukaryota; Metazoa; Chordata; Actinopteri; Osteoglossiformes; Mormyridae
Product: tumor necrosis factor receptor superfamily member 5
Exons: 8
Coding region: 220-1158 (312 amino acids)
Biological process (GO): positive regulation of B cell proliferation; TRIF-dependent toll-like receptor signaling pathway; positive regulation of isotype switching to IgG isotypes
Cellular component (GO): CD40 receptor complex; external side of plasma membrane; membrane
Molecular function (GO): antigen binding; CD154 receptor binding; transmembrane signaling receptor activity
Source: RefSeq, a predicted model, not a curated record
CGCAUUUGAGUUUUAGAGGAAACACUGUUCAUGGUCAUGCAGAUAGGCAGUGGUGAUUGAGGAGAUAGCACCAAUUUUACAGUGACUCUGGAAAUUGCUUUGAGGAACUGACAGCCUGGUAGGGGCUGAAACAGACUGCGAGGCAAAGGGAGACGAAGUGCUCAGUUACGCGGAGGCAACAUCAAAAGGAGAGAAGCCGACGGACAGCACGUCUUCAAGAUGAGCAUCAAGUCUUGUGAUCAAGAUACAUUUCCGUCCACACAUAACAGGAGCAUAUGCUGCGAUCUUUGUAAGAAAGGAUCGUUCAUGAAGGCCGAAUGCAGCCUGGAGCAAAGGACUUCGUGUCAGCCAUGUGAGCACGGUCACUACAUGGACAAGCUGAACUUCCUGCAAAAAUGUCAACCCUGUAAAAACUGUCCUGACAACAGCUUCCUGGAAAGCAAAUCCGAGUGCCGGGCAGACAGAGACAGACAGUGCAAGUGCAAAGAGGGCUUCUACUGCCUGGAGAAGGAGUGUAAUCAUUGUCACCAUGCCACGAAGUGCUCCACUGGAGAGGGGGUCAAGACGAAACAUACCUCAGAAUCUGACACAGUGUGUGUGCCGUGUGCCAGGGGAACGUACAGCAAUGUGACAGACCUAUAUGCACCUUGCCUGAAACACACUGACUGUGAAAGUCUCGGCGGGAAAUUAGUAACUCAUGGAACGAAUGCUACAGAUGCCAAAUGUGCUCCCAAUCCCAACACAGGGUGUCUAUGGGUGGUACCUGCUAGCCUCUGGGUGGGCUUUGUGGCCACGGUACUGGUGACGAUCAUCGUGUAUGUGUACUGGAGGAGGAGCCGUCGGUGCCGCGCACAGAUAACAGGCUCCCAGCCCACCGAGAAGCCUGGUCACUUAUCACUGAUUCUGCAUGAAAGCGACCUGCAAUUUCCAACGUUAUGCUUUGAUGACAAAUUCAACAAUCACCCCCCUCCGUGUGAAGUUCAGAUUAGUGACUUCAUGGGCCCCUCUGAAAUUGAGUGUGAUGGGGUGACCAUGACAGUACUGACGUCGGCUGAGAACGUCAGAAAACUGGAUAUGGCUGGAGAUGGCAGAGGGAACUUCAAUCAUGUGUCGCUGUGUCACUCGGAGCCUCAGGAAGACGAAUGGGCUGAGACAUGACCGAACACGCACACGCUGACCAUGAGGAACACGUGUGUGCAGCUUUCUGUUUCGUUGUGAUGUUUUUUUUUUUACUGUUUUUCACUGUCUUUUAAUAAAACGACAUUCAGACAAUUAUCCUUUCAGCCUCACUCACAUUAAAGUUCCAACUGCUAGCAACAGCAUAGAGACAUGUCUGUUGUAGCAUUGGUCAGUCAUUAAGAUGAUGACAUAAAAAUAUCCCCAUACGGCAUUAGGGACCAGAAUCAAGAAAUCUUCUGAUCG